AUCUGUAUUUUUUACAGCUUUAUUAUUUUCUUGAAUGAAGUGAAGACAAUGAUUUGACGUGCUCUGCAGAUUGCAGUAAUUCGGGGUAAUUGUGAUCCUUUCCUAUGGGAAAUGGGCUGCGCCUGUUCAUGCCCUCCUCCUUGUGCUUGUUCUGGUGCACCAGUACCGGAACCGGAAAUACCACAGCUCCCCGUUGACUUGUAUGAUCCAAGGACUCUCUACGAAGACAAGGAUUUCCCAGCAACAUCGGCUUCGUUAUACACGUCAUCAGAAAAAAGAGAAGAAAUAGGAAAGCUGAACAUCUCUUGGAAGCGUCCCAAAGAAAUCUCAGAAAACCCGCAUUUGCUCGUCGACGGAAUUUCCGGCGGCGAUGUAAAGCAAGGAUCUCUCGGAGAUUGUUGGUUUCUCGCUGGAUGCGCAUCGAUCGCAUUUGACAAGAAAUUGAUGGGAAUGGUUAUAAGAAACAAUGUCGAUUUGGCAUCCGACGAAUACGAUGGCAUGCUGACGAUCACCUUCUGGUGGUACGGCAAAUGGAGAACUGUCACUAUCGACGAUCGACUGCCGUAUCUCGAGAUGGGGGACGAGAAACGACUGCUGUUCGCCAGAUGUGUGCAGCCCGACGAAUUCUGGCUCCCGAUAGUCGAGAAGGCUUAUGCCAAG
This is a messenger RNA of Notodromas monacha, 660 nucleotides long. NCBI's taxonomy places the organism in Eukaryota, Metazoa, Arthropoda, Ostracoda, Podocopida, Cyprididae. The record is from the annotation of a GenBank genome assembly.